CGGCCGGGGGGCGGAGGAGCGAACCACUGAGAUGCGGAGACCUCCCCAGUCCUAGAGCGGAGCAGGAAGUGUCCCAGGGGAGGGAGCCGGAGGGCUUCGGCCUUUCCUUUCCUCCGCGUCCGGCGGGCUCCGGAGGCGGUCAGGCCUGCACGGCCCGCCAACUGGGACGCGGCGCGGCGGCGCCUCCAUUUGCUACCAUUUCUUCCCUCCUAAGCGGAGCCGUGGUUUUCUGGAUGAGCAGGAGACGGGGGCUCGGCUAGCCAGGGACGGAGUGGCCUCUGCAGAGGACCCGCCUCAGGAAGCACACCCAGGGGACCGGGCUGGAAGGAUGAGGAGCUGCUGCCGCAGACUUCCGCCGCAGGAGGGAUUUGAGUUAGACGCAGGGAAGGAGUUCCAGGCUGUGAGCUCAUUUUGUAAAGGUCUCAAGGGCAAGGACGGUGACUUUGGCUCUGAAGCCUCAAGAUAGCGGCCUUCUCAGCUCGUCCAUUUCAGGUCCUUUCCAGGAGGACCUGGACACCGAAGGGUCGUCUUCUGCUGCUGACCCCCAUCAAAUCCCAUCAUGCCCACAGCCCUGUGCCCCCGAGUCUUGGCUCCGAAGGAAAGUGAGGAGCCCAGGAAAAUGAGGAGCCCACCGGGAGAGAACCCUAGCCCCCAGGGUGAGCUUCCCAGCCCCGAGUCCUCCCGCCGCCUCUUCCGACGUUUCUGCUACCAGGAGGCGGCGGGCCCCAGGGAGGCCCUGCACCGCCUCUGGGACCUGUGCCGGGGCUGGCUGCGGCCUGAAAGGCACACCAAGGAGCAAAUUCUGGAGCUGCUGGUGCUGGAGCAGUUUCUGGCCAUCCUGCCCCGGGAGAUCCAGGGCUGGGUGCGGGCCCAGGAACCUGAGAGUGGCGAUCAGGCUGUGGCUGCUGUGGAGGCACUGGAACGAGAGCCGGGGAGACCCUGGCAAUGGCUCAAGCACUGUGAAGACCCCGUGGUGAUUGACGAUGGGGACAGCCCUCCAGACCAGGAGCAGGAGCGGCUGCCAGCAGAACCCCAGAGUGACCUUGCAAAGAGCCAGGACGCCCAGCCCAUGGCCCUGGCUCAGGGCCCCGGGCUUCCAAGCAGACUCUCGGGCCAGCUCAGCGGGGACCCAGUCCUGCAAGACACUUCCCUUCUUCAGGAAGCGAGUUUGAGAGACGCACAGCAGGUGACUGCCCUCCAGCUGCCCCCGGUGCUCAGCUGCCAUGUGAAUAUCCUCUUAUGUGAAAUGUUUCUUCAUGACUUUUGCCUGUGAUCUAGUUGGACCAUUUACUUUUUCACUGUUGUUUCAAGAGCUCAGUAUAUAUUCUAGAUACUUGUCCUUUGUUGGAUAU
Molecule: messenger RNA, 1352 nt
Organism: Lagenorhynchus albirostris (white-beaked dolphin)
Lineage: Eukaryota; Metazoa; Chordata; Mammalia; Artiodactyla; Delphinidae
Product: zinc finger protein 496-like
Exons: 7
Coding region: 560-1273 (237 amino acids)
Source: RefSeq, a predicted model, not a curated record